This is a messenger RNA of Mercenaria mercenaria, 3073 nucleotides long. RefSeq lists its product as uncharacterized. Lineage: Eukaryota; Metazoa; Mollusca; Bivalvia; Venerida; Veneridae. The record is from RefSeq and is a predicted model, not a curated record. The transcript is spliced from 2 exons. The coding region runs from base 437 to 1228 and encodes 263 amino acids.
GUUCCUGGAUUAUAUUUUAUCAAACUUUGGCUCUAGUAAUAUGUCACAAGCAAGUGAAUAGUCCAUUUCUAUUUAUAUAAAGCACCGAUAUGGAUCAUAAAGAAGCGCUUACAUGUAACCUAUCACACGACAAUUUAUAACAGUUUAUAAAUUACCUCAUCAGAAAACGACAGUGUAAAUCUCUAAAAAGCGGAACUAUAUUCAUUGAAAAAUAAGCCUUCUGUAAGAGCACGAAUAAUCAAUAACUAUAGAACCUGGCGUUGUCAAUGGUCGUGGUGUAACAAAUUUCAUCGGAACACUUGUGCAUGUAACUAUCAAUCAAAGCAGUUUAAAAUCCAGUUUUUGGAGUAAAGCAGUAAUUCUAAAGACUUUUCCAUACUGGUAAAAAUGGAUGUUUGGCAUAUCUGAAGAAUACUAAUGUGAAAAGUAUAAAGCAAUGGCGGACGAGCAAAAACACAAGGAAUCACCAAGGAAACUAUCACAUUUACAAGUAGCGCGCAAACUAAGUCGGGGAGCAGACGACAUUUUCGAUACUGACGAGUAUGCUAAUGAGUAUUAUAAUUACCAGGAUAGGCGAAGUUCUAGCCAAUCAAUAUCGAGAUAUAAUUCAUGUCCACAACUUCUUGACCAGGAACCGGAAACACGCAAUGAAUCGUAUGAACAAACUACUGAUGAUAUAAAUACGGGUUCAAGUGUUCCUUACCUAGAACGUCAAUGUGUUUUUGUUCAAGGUCCGUCACCUGUGCUUCAAAGAAAGCUAUAUGUAGAAAAUGGACAAGUCUCAGAAACUCCUACGCCACCGUCUACACCAAAAAGCCGACGGAGUGGGUUCUCCUCAAGAGAAUCGUUGUUGUCGUCACCGGAUAAAACAUUCACGUCACCGUUUACAUCACCAAGACUUCUGCUUAGAAAACAAUUAAUUCAAAGUGCUUUAAGUAGAGACUCUUCUAUAGAUAGUCUCACAGACAAGUCUGUAGGUGAACCAGAUAAGAAAGUUCCGCUCAGUGUUGAAAAUCUGAAUAGGUUUGAUGAUUUAAAAUCAAAAGAUGAAGCUUUAAAGAGUCCAAAAGAAGAAAAAGGAAAGGUACACAAAGUUCGGGGUAGACGAAGUAUUCAACCUGAGGUUUCUGACACUGUGAAUAAAUGUGAAAACUGGUUACAAACUUUACAAAUUGUACAGACGGACAGGAUUAAAUCAAGAAGCAAUAUACAACUACCACCAAUAUAAGAAGUGAAAAUUCAAUUUCCUUUUGAUCUAUAUUCAGGUGCUCAAUAUUUGCAGUAUUACCACGAAAACUAGGAUGAAAUUUCAUUGGUUAGUUAUAUGGAGCUCAUCAUCUGAUUGGCUGAUAGUAUUAAAAUACGGAGGUGUUAAUGUGCUGAUAUACUCAGAGCAUUAUAAAUGCAAAUACAGCGUGUACCUUCAUCACAUAUAUUUAUAGAGAUGGUACCUACCAAAGAAAAUCUAAGGGGAACAACUCUGAAUUGACCAAUAAAUGGAAGCAAACAUAAAACAUUGGUCAAAAGUGAAAGAAACUCAAAUAGGUCCUUUUACCAUCAACUGCUCAGGCAGGCAAAAUAUGACCUUCAUUUGUUUAGAUCGCUUUGUAUUCAGUAUCGAACACGCACACUUUUCUCAUGGCUUACACUUACAGUUAUUUUAUAAUUUGUACUGAGGCCCUGAUAGAAAGUUUAGCAGUGCAUGAAAAUUCAGUGAAAUAAUGCAUAAAUUCCAUUAAAGAAAUUUUACGAAAUUAAGAAACGUUAUAAAGUUUUGAUCUUUUAGCCAAAGUUAUUUAUUGUUCUCAAUGAUCGGAUGAUUAAUCGGUUUACACAAAAUUUAUAUAUUUAAAUGUACAAUGUAUAUAUCCAACAAUGAGAAUUUUAAAAAAGAAGUUAGAUUGGUAUCAUGUUUAUGUAACAAUGUAGCUAUACUGCUUAAUAUGUUCAUCACUUCAAUGAAUCAUUUUGAAAGUGUUUCUUACGCUUUAAAUAGUCAUUUUGAAGCAUUUCUCUUACUGUUCAAGAGUACUUUGCUGCAAAUAAUGAAACACAAAAAGUAAUUGUCAUCAAAUGAAAUUACAACAUUUUGAGGCAGUGGUUGUAAAUACAACACUUUAAGGUAGGUAGCUGAUAGGUAAUGACUCUCUGCAAUGUAUUUUUAAGCAAUUCAACAUUCUCUGGAUGGAAUUAUCACGAUCAUUGCUUUCCACGAACAACGAAUAACUAAUGAAAAAGCAUAUGGAGAUUAUUUUAUUGAUGAUUUUCGUUAGAGGUCAACUACCUUAUUGUAACAAACUGUGAAAUGUUUUAUAACUAAGAAACUUCAGAUAUCAACAUUAAUUUACAACUUAAAACUGUUUACAUAACUUGAAAAACAUGAUUUUUGUUGGGGCCUCUCAUUUACAAUUAUAUCAAUAAUUAUCACCUGAAUUGAGUGCAUUCAUGAGUGGAAAAUAUUGAUGGCAAAAUGGUGAGGGGGUUUGUUUACAUUAUUAAAUUUUAAAUAACUUCUUUCAGGUACAUUUUUGGUAUGGUUUUGGUAAGCUUAUAAUAAAGAGCAUGCCAUUCCCUUUCACUCAGAUUUUUUUCCUGAGUUUUAGACCCUUGGCUAGUCUUGGAUUUUGGUUUUAUUAAAAGACAAAAGAAAGUUCAGUAUAGGCUAUUUAAAAGUGUUGAAAAUAAACUAAACUUACACUUUACUCUAUUGAAUUUAUUUAGCUGUGGAUACUUUUGAUACAGACUAUAAUUGGGGAGAACCUUAUGUCAUUGAAAAACGGUCAAUACAAGAGUUGUCCAUUUUGCUUCAGAUAUUUUGAGGAAGUCAUUUUUUCAAAUAUCAAAUAUUUCUAUUUUUAUAUGGAGAGGAGUAAAACCAUCAAUAUAUUUAGUAAAUUGGUGCACUUAGCUAUCAUUUCACCCUGAAAAUAAACUGUAUAGAUGAAUUUGAUUUUUUAGGUACCAUCUCUAAUAUUUACAAUGCCUUUACACUUAUUUUAUCGUUUAUUUUUAGACAAAGUGGUCAUAAUAAAAGUUAUUCUUGUUCCUCAAUAAAGUAUUUAAUAAGGUUAAA